GAUUUACUCUAAAAUUAAAUAAAACUAAAGAGAAAAAUUUACAAAUGGAAACUGAGGGAAGAGUCUGGAAAAGACAAAAACCAUAGCCGAUGGACAGCGGAAGAUGGAGGAGAGGGGCGGUGUCUCGUGGAAUGCUGCCGUUGUUGGCUCUUCACGCCGUCAACGAAUAUUACAGGCUGCCAUGGAAGCCGCCGGUCACCGCCGGUCUUCUCGCCGCCAACACUCUGAUUUAUCUCAGGCCUUCGUUCCUAGAUUCUCUCCUCCCUUUUGUUGAUGAGGUUUGGUUCAAUCCUCAUCUUAUUCUCAAGAACAAAGAUAUGAAACGCUUCUUCCUGUCGGUAUUCUACCAUGUCGAUGAAUCUCACCUGGUCUACAAUAUGAUGUCCCUCUUAUGGAAGGGGAUCCAAUUGGAAACUUCAAUGGGGAGCACCGAGUUUGCGUCUAUGGUUGUUGCGCUGCUUGGUUUGUCACAAGGUAUCACGCUGCUAUUAGCCAAAUCCCUACUCGUCUUCUUUGAUUACGGGAGACCUUAUUACUCUGAAUACGCCGUUGGAUUUUCGGGUCUCCUGUUUGCCAUGAAAGUUGUCCUCAACUCUCAUUCAGAAAACUUCACUAAUGUGCAUGGACUUAUCGUACCAGCUCGUUAUGCGGCAUGGGCUGAAUUGAUUCUUAUCCAAAUGUUUGUCCCUCGUGUCUCGUUUCUUGGUCACCUCAGUGGUAUAUUUGCUGGGAUUCUCUAUUUGAAAUUGAAGGGUUCGUAUUCUGGUCCGAACCCAUUGACUACAAUAAUCAGAGAGCUCACCGGUCUGUUAAGGUGGCCUGUGAGAUUUAUAAGGAGCUCAUUCCGGUUAAGGGGACGAAGAAUCUUAGGCCGGGGAACUGUUGGUGGAGGUGAGAGAAGAAGCUUAUCUGGUACAUGGAGAUGCCAAGCUUGUACAUAUGAUAACUCUGAUUGGUUAAGUAAUUGUGAGAUGUGUGGAACAAGUCGAAGGAGUGAGAGCGGUGGGUUCUUGCGGCAAGUAUCUCCCCGUUCUCGUGAUCUUUCUUUGGAAGAAUUACGGCGUCGAAGAGUUGAGAGAUUUGGUUAACACUUGAUGGUCCAAAAUUUAGUUUGAUAUAUGUAGAUGAAAGGCUUUGUAUUACAGAAACAGAAGAUUGCAUUACAAUUGCACAAAGUUUUAGCAA
This is a messenger RNA of Gossypium raimondii (Peruvian cotton), 1185 nucleotides long. Its product is annotated as rhomboid-like protein 14, mitochondrial. Gene Ontology annotation, cellular component: membrane. Lineage: Eukaryota; Viridiplantae; Streptophyta; Magnoliopsida; Malvales; Malvaceae. The coding region runs from base 90 to 1088 and encodes 332 amino acids. The transcript is spliced from 3 exons. Gene Ontology annotation, molecular function: serine-type endopeptidase activity. The record is from RefSeq and is a predicted model, not a curated record.